Molecule: messenger RNA, 2607 nt
Organism: Lates calcarifer (barramundi perch)
Lineage: Eukaryota; Metazoa; Chordata; Actinopteri; Centropomidae
Product: probable G-protein coupled receptor 132
Exons: 2
Coding region: 302-1348 (348 amino acids)
Biological process (GO): negative regulation of G2/M transition of mitotic cell cycle; G1/S transition of mitotic cell cycle; G protein-coupled receptor signaling pathway
Cellular component (GO): membrane
Molecular function (GO): G protein-coupled receptor activity
Source: RefSeq, a predicted model, not a curated record
ACGGCUGAUCGACACAAGAUGGCGGACGUUCCUUCGUCUGUAAACUGCUUCUGUUUUACCGCGGGAAGCCGCUGAAUAAAUGAUGAUGACGUGAUGAAUUAAAGAUGGAGGAUGAAUAAAUGAUGCUCUCAGACAUGUUUUUGUGUUGUCACGUGACGAAUCCGCAGAGCAGCUCGCGGCGGACAACCAGACAGCGCGAGGACACAGGCUGAUGAUGUGCGAGACCGGGACUCAAACCUGAUUGGUCGUCUCUGUCUCCCUGCAGACACUCUGACCUUGAACCUGAUUGGUUGCUGACAUCAUGCAUGAGCUGUCGUCUUCGACACCGGUGACUCUGAUGACCAACGGGAGUUCAGUGGCGUGCAUGCCACCGUAUGACGACGGCCGCCUGCCGCUGGUGCUGCUGUACAGCACAGUGCUGGUUGUUGGGGUGCCGGCUAACCUGCUGACCGUCUACCUCACCUGGCUGCAGGUGCGCAGGAAGAACGUGCUGGGCAUUUACCUGUGGAGCCUGUCUGUGUGCGACCUCACCUACCUGUUCACGCUGCCUCUGUGGGCGCACUACGUCAGCCGCGGUCACCUGUGGCCGUGGAGCUCGGCCAUCUGUAAGCUAACAGGCUACAUCUUCUUCAACAACAUGUACAUCAGCAUCUUCCUGCUCUGCUGCAUCUCCUGCGACCGCUACGUGGCCGUGGUCUACAGCGUGGAAUCCCGGGGUCUGCGGCGGCAGCGCCAUGCUGUCCUCAUCGCCCUCGCCAUCGUCCUGGUGGUCGCCCUCGGUCACAUCCCUGUCUUUACCAUGAGGGAGGGCGCCGAGGGCGACCAGCGCUGCUUCGAGCCCAGUCAGAGCAGCCUCACGGUGACGAGCUUCAACUACGCCCGCUUCGUGGUCGGCUUCCUGAUCCCGCUGCUGCUGCUGGCAGCAACAAACCGCGGCAUCCGGGCCAACGUGCAGCGUAGCACGGGGCUGCCGCGGGAGCAGAAGGACCGUGUCCGCAGGCUGGCGGUGGCUGUGGUGGUCCUGUUCCUGGUCUGCUUCGCCCCGUACCACCUGAUCCUGCUGGUCAGGGCCUUCAUGUUCCACUUCCCCCAGGACGGCGCCUGUCUGUUUGAGAAGAACAUGUACACACCCUACACCAUCUCCCUCGGCCUGUCCACUGUCAACAGCGCUGUCAACCCCAUCCUCUACGUCCUGUCCAGCAACAACAUCCGCAAAGAGCUGAGCCGAGGCCUCGCGCUGAGCUGCAGCCGAGCGCAGCUGAGGACCCAGUCCGACAGCAGCCAGAACAAGAUUCAGCCCACCAAGAACUCAGAGCUGAAUGCAGCAGCCAACUCUGAGAGGCACUGAGGAGAGAAACCACCAGGGACCUGACAGACCCUGCCAGAGUCUCCAGUCCCACAGACUCUGAUGGACUUUAAUGGACUCUUUGGGACUCUGUUGGACUCUGAUUUUGGUCUUACAGUCGGAACGGUUGCAGAUUUAAAGAUGAACAGUUUGUCCUGAAGGUGGCGCUAGAAGAAACAUGGAGUCACUAAGAUCUACAGGCUCCAUCCACUAGAGACCAGGACCUGUAAAAACCUGGAUACCAGGACUAUAAAAACCUGGAGACUAGGACCUGUAAAUACCUGGAGACCAGGACCAGGACCUGUAAAAACCUGGAGACCAGGACCAGGACCGUAAAAGCCUGGAGACCAGGACCAGGACCGUAAAAACCUGGAGACCAGGACCAGGACCUGUAAAAACCUGGAGACUAGGACCUGUAAAUACCUUGAGACCAGGACCAGGUUCCUGUAAAAACCUGGAGACUAGGACCUGUAAAAAUGGAGACCAGGACCAGGACCUGUAAAAACCUGGAGACCAGAACCAGGACCACAUAAACCGGGAGACUAGGACCAGGACCUGUAAAAAACUGGAUACCAGGACCAGGACCGUAAAAACCCGGAGACUAGGACCUGUAAAAACCUGGAGACCAGGACUAGGACCGUAAAAACCUGGAGAGUAGGACCUGUAAAUACCUGGAGACUAGGACCAGGACCAGGACUGUAAAAACCUGGAGACUAGGACCAGGACUGUAAAAACCUGGAGACCAGGACCAGGACUGUAAAAACCUGUAAAUCUUUUUCUCUGUUGUUUUGUUGUUGAUGAAAACUGUUUCCACUGUUUUUAUUAAAAAGAUUCUCGGUGUCGUUCAUCCACAGCUGCUCUGGGACACGUCCAGAUCACCGUGGUAACCGAUGCUGCAGGUUAAGCUCAGAGGGAAACAGGGACAGUAGAGUUCACAGUAAAGAGCAGUAGAUUCCAGUGUCAGUAUAAUCAGGUCGUUGUCAUCAGAAACAGCAGUAAAGUUCAGGUGUCUCUCUGUUUCCUGUCGUGGUGGAGAGGACUUCCUGUCUGCAUGGAUUUCUCUGCUGAGCUGCUUCCUGUCACUUCGCUAUCAUGUUGCUGCCAAAUCAACGAACCUGUGGUUUCCAUGGUAACAUCAGGUGGUUCAACCAGAGGUGACAGAACAUCUGAAACUCAUUUCAUUCAAAAGAAAAGUCUGUGGUUCAGGUUGGAGUUUAAUCUGAGAUGUUUGUUGUUCCACAGAUUAAACAUGUUCAGAUCAA